Molecule: messenger RNA, 849 nt
Organism: Limanda limanda (common dab)
Lineage: Eukaryota; Metazoa; Chordata; Actinopteri; Pleuronectiformes; Pleuronectidae
Gene: cimip2b
Product: ciliary microtubule inner protein 2B
Exons: 6
Coding region: 1-849 (282 amino acids)
Source: RefSeq, a predicted model, not a curated record
AUGGAGACGUUCGCCCCCAAACUCAGCAAAGCUCUGCUGACAUCUGAUCCACAUUAUAUUCCGGGGUAUUCGGGGUAUUGCCCACAGCUGAAGUAUAGCAUGGGGAAGACUUACAGCCAGCACACGGCCGAGCUGCUGAGCAGUCCUGAUGUGAAACACUCCAGUCGCCUGGUCCUCCACACGGGUCACUCUCCUUCCACCGACACAGAUGCUCUGACACUGAGAGGCAUCCCCAACGGUAACCUGAAGAAGGUGAUACCUGGAUACACAGGUUUCAUCCCAAGGAGUCAGAACUACUUCUCCCGCAGCUUCUCUGACGUCUGUUUUAAAGCUCAGGCUGAGUUUCACCAGGAAAGAGAAGCGAGGAACCUGCAGCGGUCGGCAGAGCUGCCGCUUGUUUUCACCUCCACCAACCCACAGUUUGAAAGAUCAAAACGCUCCCUGACAGCCAACAAGGUGGUCUCCUUCAAGCCGUCCUACACCCCCGUCACCAUUUCACCGUAUUUAAUGGACGAUGAUAACCAGCACAAGCGCUUUAUUUCAGGUUUUACGGGGCACGUGCCAAAGUCCCGUUUCCUGAUGGGUAAAGGUUACCCCAUCAUCACCAACAAGGCACUGAUCAAGUUUGGAAAGGAGCAGCGGAGUGACUCCACGUCCCCGGAGAACCUGAGGAAGGACAGUACAACUCCUCCCAUCCCAUCCAUCUACCAAUCAAAAAGCGGUGUGGUGCCAUCAUUCACAGGACACAUCCCAGGAAACAAGUUCAUGUUCGGACACACCUUUGGUCAGAUUUCCCGGGAAGCGCUGGAAAGGAUCCGCAUCGAGAGGCUCCUUCGAGAAAAGUCCUAA